GGGGGUUGGGGGGCUGGAGUGAGGGCCAAAAUGGCCGCUCCGGCUCGGGGCGUUUGCAGAUGCUUCAAGUGUUGUGAACAGAGACUUGUUUGGAUUAUGUGUUUCUCAGAUAGACUUAAUAAAUAUUAACAAUGGAUAAGUGCAAACACAUUGGGCAGUUGCAGCUUGCUCAAGACCAUUCCAUCCUCAACCCUCAAAAAUGGCAUUGUGUGGACUGCAACACGACUGAGUCCAUUUGGGCUUGCCUCAGCUGCUCCCAUGUUGCCUGUGGACGAUAUAUUGAAGAGCAUGCACUCAAACACUUUCAAGAAAGCAGUCAUCCUGUUGCACUGGAGGUGAAUGAGAUGUAUGUUUUUUGUUACCUUUGUGAUGAUUAUGUUCUUAAUGAUAAUGCAACUGGAGACCUGAAGUUACUCCGAAGUACACUAAGUGCAAUCAAAAGUCAAAAUUAUCACUGUGCCACUUACAGUGGACGGUCUACAGGUACAAGUGAUGAUUCUUUCUACUUACAUGAUGGCGGCCAAUCUCUGCUUCAAAAUGAAGAUCAAAUGUGUACCGCCCUUUGGCACAGGAGAAAGAUACUCAUGGGUAAAAUCUUUCGAACUUGGUUUGAACAGUCACCCAUUGGAAGAAAAAGGCAAGAAGAACAAUUUCAGGAAAAAAUGGUAGCAAAAAAAGAAGUGAAGAAAAGACAGCAAGAAUCAGAGUAUCAAGUGAAAGCAGAACUGGAAAGUAUGCCUCCAAGAAAGAGUUUGCGUUUGCAAGGUCUAGCCCAGUCCACCAUGAUAGAAGUAGUUCCUGUUCAAGUAUCAUCACGAACUCCAGCAUCACCAGCAAAAAAUAAAGUGGUAUCUACCUCAGAAGAUGUAAGAUUUAAAAAAGCCAGUGACUCCUCAGUUAAACGAAGGCCAGUGGUAACUCCUGGUGUAACAGGAUUGAGAAAUUUGGGAAAUACUUGCUAUAUGAAUUCUGUUCUUCAGGUAUUGAGUCAUUUACUUACUUUUCGACAGUGUUUUUUAAAGCUUGAUCUGAACCAAUGGCUGGCUGUGGCUGCUAGUGAUAAGACAAGAUCUUACAAGCAUCCACCUGUCGCAGAUUCAGUAGUGCAUCAAAUGAAUGAAGGCCAAGGAAAAGACAGAGGUCUUGUUUGCCCCAGACAUCCAAAUUUAUCAUCAGGACUAAGUGGUGGAGCGUCAAAGGGUAGAACUAUGGAACUUAUUCAGCCAAGAGAGCCAAGUUCACAAUACAUUUCUCUUUGUCAUGAAUUGCAUACUUUGUUCCAAGUCAUGUGGUCUGGAGAGUGGGCCUUGGUGUCACCAUUUGCAAUGUUACACUCAGUGUGGAGACUAAUUCCUGCUUUUCGAGGUUAUGCCCAACAAGAUGCUCAGGAAUUUCUUUGUGAACUUUUGGAUAAAAUACAGCAUGAACUAGAGACAACUGGUACCAGGUUACCAGCUCUUAUCCCCAGUUCUCAAAGGAAACUUAUAAAACAAGUUCUGAAUGUUGUAAAUAACAUUUUUCAUGGACAACUUCUUAGUCAGGUUACAUGUCUUGCAUGUGACAACAAAUCAAAUACCAUAGAACCAUUCUGGGACUUGUCACUGGAAUUUCCAGAAAGAUACCAAUGCAGUGGAAAAGAUAAUGCCGCCCAACCCUGUCUGGUUACUGAGAUGUUGGCCAAAUUUACAGAAACUGAAGCUUUAGAAGGAAAAAUCUACGUAUGUGACCAGUGUAACUCAAAGCGUAGAAAGUUUUCUUCAAAACCAGUUGUACUCACAGAAGCCCAAAAACAGCUUAUGAUAUGCCACCUACCUCAGGUUCUCAGACUGCACCUCAAACGGUUCAGGUGGUCAGGACGUAAUCACCGAGAAAAGAUUGGUGUUCAUGUUGGCUUUGAGGAAAUCUUAAACAUGGAGCCCUAUUGCUACAAGGAGACUCUGAAAUCCCUCAGACCAGAAUGUUUUAUCUAUGACUUAUCUGCUGUAGUAAUGCACCAUGGGAAAGGCUUUGGCUCAGGACACUACACUGCCUACUGCUAUAAUUCUGAAGGAGGGUUCUGGGUUCACUGCAAUGACUCCAAGCUAAGCAUGUGCACUAUGGAUGAAGUACGCAAGGCCCAAGCUUAUAUCUUAUUUUAUACUCAGCGAGUAACUGAAAACGGACAUUCUAAACUUUUGUCUCCUGAACUCCUGUCUAAUAGCCACCAUCCUAGUGAAGAAGCUGAUGCCUCUUCUAGUGAAAUCCUUAGCUGAUCCAAAACUGGGGCUUUCUUUUUAUUUGUAUAUAUACUUUUUAAAAGGGCUGACUUUUAAAUUUUGAAAAACAAUUUUGAGCUUUUUUUUUACUUAUGAAUCAGUGCACACUACAUUUAUACAUUUUGUAUUUAACUACACAAAUUUUUUACAAAGUAUAAAUAUACAUAUAUCAACUGCAGGUGACUAUUUUCAAGUACUUGGGAGUUUUAAACUUUUAGUGUUUACCUCAGACUGGUGUUACCUCUUAUAUUUUGAUGACUUAAUUUGCCUCAGAUCAUGAAUUGUGCAAUCUACUAAAGAAAUUCAGGUGACAUCAUUUUAUGUACAUUUGUUAUCUUUUGUAGCUAUUUUCUAUACAAAUUCUAAGUAGAUGGAAAAUUAGA
Messenger RNA from Castor canadensis (American beaver), 2638 nucleotides. It is a transcript of the gene Usp44, whose product is annotated as ubiquitin specific peptidase 44. NCBI's taxonomy places the organism in Eukaryota, Metazoa, Chordata, Mammalia, Rodentia, Castoridae. The record is from RefSeq and is a predicted model, not a curated record. Gene Ontology annotation, biological process: protein deubiquitination. Gene Ontology annotation, molecular function: zinc ion binding; cysteine-type deubiquitinase activity.